AUGCUGCGCACAGAGGUCAACAAACUAGCGCAGGAGCUGCUUAUGCACCGACAAGUCCUGGAGCAAUGUCUGGAGGUGCGGGAGAGCGUGCUGGAGCUUCUCCAGCACCGAGAAGCCCUGGUGCAGUGUCUGGAGUUGCGCGAAGGGGUGCAGGCUGCCCUGAGCAGCACACAGAUCAUUGGCGAAGUUGUGGAUCGCACCUCCGAGCUGGAUCUCUCGCUCGCUGGGGUGUCAGACAACACCGCUCGACAUGGCCGAGCAAUUGCUAGCCUCACAGAGCAGCAACGCCGUCGAGCCCUUAUCCUGUGA
Messenger RNA from Symbiodinium natans, 309 nucleotides. NCBI's taxonomy places the organism in Eukaryota, Dinophyceae, Suessiales, Symbiodiniaceae. The record is from the annotation of a GenBank genome assembly.